UCCUUCAAAAAUAUAUAUUCAAUAUUAUGGCAUCAGAGGAUAUCAUGAAAACUGGUGUUAUGACUGCUGGGAUCGUGACGGGGCCAUUUGCUGAAGAAGGCAUUGUGUGCCAAUACCCUCACAUGGUCUCCUCCAACGGCAUUUGGUUCGGAGAUAAUCCUCUUGACUUCUCCGCACCUGUUUUCCUUGCCCAAAUCAUUUUGUCUUUCUUUGCUUCAAGAUUUAUUUUCAUCUUGCUCAAACCUCUGCGCCAAAGUAUUAUCACUGCACAAGUUCUGGCCGGUGUGAUAAUGGGUCCAACAAUUCUUGGGCGUUUCAUAGGCAGUUAUAUGAUGAAGUUGUUUCCACUGUCAGGCAAAAUGGUUCUUCAAACAGCCGCAAACAUAGGCUUCCUGCUUCACCUGUUUGUGUUAGGAGUACAUAUGGAUACAAGAAUAUUGAGAAAGGCAGGAGGCGCCGCCGUGCUAAUAGGCACCAUCGGUUUCGUGAUGCCUUAUGCGCUUGCCGGACUCACCUAUUUUAUCAUGAAUCAUGCGAUGCCUGUAGACGAGAGCAUAACGACUUCCCUUCCAUUUAUAGUGGCAGUUAAUUCCAUGUCAAGCUUUCCUGUUAUUACUGCCCUUCUUGCUGAUCUUCAUAUUCUCAACUCGGAGAUCGGCCGAUUAGCAACCUACGCCUCGAUGGUCAGCGAUUUGUGUAGCUGGGUCACGGGUGUUUCCAUGACUACAAUCGGCUUAGCCAUACGCAGAUCGAAAUGGAUGUCGUUAUGGGCUCUUUUGUGGAUCGCCGUCUUUUUGAUCGCCAUCGUAUUUGUUUUCCGGCCGUUCAUAUUAUGGUUAACCAAACGCACACCAGAAGGACGGCCCAUGAAGGAAACUCACUUUGUUAUCAUUCUUCUGAUAGUUCUGGGCUGCGCGGUGUUCGCCGAAGUUAUCGGGCAGCAUGCUGCGUUUGGGCCUUUUUUGAUGGGUAUUGCUUUGCCAGACGGGCCGCCGCUGGGAUCGAGUUUAGUAGAUAAGCUAAAUACAAUAGCGACUGGUUUGCUACUUCCGGUUUUCAUUGCGAUUAGUGGUUUGCAGACGGACUUGUUGUCGGCCGGGGCAGGAGGGAAUUCUCCGGUAAUCAUUGAGGCAAUCAUCAUCAUGGGUUAUGUUGGGAAGUUCGGUGGUACCCUUUUGCCUGCGCUUUACUGCGGCGUGCCCUCAUGGGAGGCCGUUACUCUUGCUCUAAUCAUGUGUUCCAAAGGCAUCAUAGAGGUUGCUACAUAUAUCAUGUGGAAGGAUGCCAGCAUCCUAGACGACCAAACCUUUUCCCUGCUGCUAAUCACAAUGCUGCUUGUAUCUGGGUUAGCCAGGCCCAUGGUGAGGUUCCUUUAUGAUCCAUCAAGGAGGUACACGGCGCCCUACGGGAGAAGGACCAUUCUGCAAUCACUGGACACCGUCCAGCUCCGUAUUCUGGUCUGUAUCAACCAGGAAGACAAUGUCCCCAUGAUUUUAAAUCUUCUAGAAGCCUCCAAUUCAACCAGAUUCAGCCCAAUUUCCAUCUUUGUCCUUCACCUCGUGGAGCUAACUGGCAGCGCAUCGGCCAUACUUGUGCCCCAUCACCAUCUGAACAAGACGGCUUCCAACGCAACCAGUUCAGAACAUGUCGUUGGUGCCUUCACACAGUUUGAGCAACAGCACCUUGGGAGUGUCGUGGUGCAACACUUCACUGCGGUCGCACCAUAUGCAAGCAUGCACAACGAUAUAUGCAGUCUCGCGCUAGACAAAAGGACCACCAUCGUGAUCGUCCCUUUUCACAAGCAGUGGGCAAUUGACGGACAGGUGGGAGCAUCCGCCCCAUCCAUUAGAAUGGUCAACCGCAACGUCAUCAACAUGGCCCCAUGCUCUGUCGGAGUCCUAAUUGAGCGGGGCAAUAACGCGCGUGGCCAUCGCUCCGCCUUAACAACAACAUCCUCCUCGUCAUAUCGCAUUGGCUUGCUGUUUUUCGGUGGCGCAGAUGAUUUAGAAGCACUUGCCUAUAGCAGACGCAUGGCCAAACAUCCACGUGUCAACCUCACCGUAGUCAGGUUCAUACAUGAACGUCAAUUUUAUGCAAAGGAGAAGAAUAUUGAAGAUGAUUUGAUCCGCGAGUUCAAAGCCAAUGCUAUCAAGGAAAAAAACCAAUACAAAGAGGAGAUAGUGGAGGAUGGAGUAGAAACUACGCAGGCCAUCCAUGCCAUGGAGGAUGAUUUCGAUUUGGUAAUGGUCGGAAGGUACCAUGAACCCGACUCGCCGCUUAUGUUAGGCCUGACUACAGAAUGGAGCGACUGCCCUGAGCUUGGGGUGAUCGGAGACAUGCUGACCAAUUUAGAUCAGUCUCAGUUUUCAGUUUUGGUGGUGCAGCAACAGCCACAAGAAGCUGGCCAUUGCCCGCCGCUACAGACCAUUCCCAGCUUACCGAUUUCUAAUAGAAGCAAAUCUUUAGCUUCAAAGGUCAACAGUGAAUUUUCUGAUGAUGAAGAUUUUACGCCUACUUACGCUAGGUUUGAGCAAGGGAAAUAA
Alnus glutinosa is the source of this 2543-nucleotide messenger RNA. Its product is annotated as cation/H(+) antiporter 14-like. Gene Ontology annotation, biological process: proton transmembrane transport; regulation of pH. Gene Ontology annotation, cellular component: membrane; endomembrane system. The transcript is spliced from 3 exons. The record is from RefSeq and is a predicted model, not a curated record. Gene Ontology annotation, molecular function: antiporter activity. Bases 27 to 2543 code for a protein of 838 amino acids. Lineage: Eukaryota; Viridiplantae; Streptophyta; Magnoliopsida; Fagales; Betulaceae.